Molecule: messenger RNA, 2144 nt
Organism: Cucurbita maxima (winter squash)
Lineage: Eukaryota; Viridiplantae; Streptophyta; Magnoliopsida; Cucurbitales; Cucurbitaceae
Product: methionine--tRNA ligase, chloroplastic/mitochondrial
Exons: 12
Coding region: 140-1981 (613 amino acids)
Biological process (GO): methionyl-tRNA aminoacylation
Cellular component (GO): mitochondrion; chloroplast stroma
Molecular function (GO): methionine-tRNA ligase activity; ATP binding
Source: RefSeq, a predicted model, not a curated record
UGCGACAGAUCGGAAGCGAGAAACUGCAAUCGGAUAUGGUCACGGCUGAAAACCAAAUUCGCGGGUAGCUAGUUACUGGCUCACUGCCAAGCGAAGCUACAAGCAGAGACAGCCCUCUGCUACUCGAGAAAUCGAAAAAAUGGCCGCUAGAAUAAACACCUCCAUACAAAAUUCUCUCUGGCUCUUAAACCCUUUGCAGAAUUCUCGCAAUCUCAAAGCUACCCAUUUGAGAACCCGCUUCAAAUUCUAUCAAAAUCUGUUAUCAGCCCCGUCUUCUUGUUCUUCUUCUUCAAAACGAGCCAUAUUCUGUUCCUCUGCGAGCAAUUUCAACUCCCAUGAUGGCGGAGCCGCAACAGGCCCGUUUGUCAUCACAACGCCACUUUAUUAUGUUAAUGCUGCCCCUCAUAUGGGGAGUGCUUAUACCACCAUUGCUGCCGAUGCCAUUGCGCGGUUUCAGAGGCUGCUAGGAAAGAAAGUCAUCUUCAUUACUGGCACAGACGAGCACGGGGAGAAGAUUGCCACGGCUGCUGCUGCUCAGGGUUCGGGUCCAAGCGAACAUUGUGAUAACAUUUCAGAGGCAUACAAGACACUCUGGAAAGAUCUAGAUAUAGCUUAUGAUAAGUUCAUUCGGACAACUGAUCCUAAACACGAGACCAUUGUAAAGGAAUUUUACUCGAACGUUCUUGCCAACGGAGAUAUCUAUAGAGCUGAUUAUGAGGGACUUUAUUGUGUUAACUGUGAGGAAUACAAGGAUGAAAAAGAACUUCUUGCUGACAACUGUUGUCCUAUACACCUGAAGCCCUGUGCUUCAAGGAAAGAAGACAAUUACUUUUUUGCAUUGUCAAAAUACCAGAGAUUGCUUGAAGAAACUUUAACACAGAAUCCAGGGUUUGUGCAGCCUGCCUUCCGUUUGAACGAGGUGCAAAGUUGGAUUAAAAGUGGCCUAAAGGACUUCUCUAUCUCCAGAGCAUCAGUUGAAUGGGGCAUUCCAGUUCCCAAUGAUCAAAGGCAAACAAUUUAUGUUUGGUUUGAUGCAUUAUUAGGUUAUAUAUCAGCACUAUCAGAGAACGAUGAGCAACCAAAUUUACAAACGGCCGUUGCUUCGGGUUGGCCUGCUUCUUUACAUUUGAUUGGUAAGGAUAUUUUACGUUUCCAUGCAGUUUAUUGGCCUGCUAUGCUAAUGUCUGCUGGACUAAAGCUUCCAAAGAUGGUUUUUGGUCAUGGGUUCUUGACGAAGGAUGGCAUGAAGAUGGGCAAGUCAUUAGGCAAUACUCUUGAACCAAAUGAAUUGGUUCAAAAGUUUGGCUCGGACCCCGUGCGAUACUUCUUCCUUCGAGAGGUGGAAUUUGGUAGUGAUGGAGACUACGCCGAGGAUCGGUUCAUCAAUAUUGUCAAUGCGCAUCUUGCAAAUACGAUAGGAAAUCUUCUUAAUCGAACCCUCGGACUCCUUAAAAAGAACUGCCAAUCUACUUUGGUGGUUGAUUCUUCUGCUGCAGCUGUAGGAAAUGCUUUCAAGGAAAAAGUCGAGGAAUUGGUUGCGAAAGCUCGGAAUCAUUACGAAGAGCUCUCCCUUUCAUCGGCUUGUGAGGCUGUGUUGGAGAUUGGCAAUGCUGGAAAUUCCUACAUGGAUGAGCGAGCACCAUGGUCUCUCUUCAAACAAGGUGGUGCCUCAUCAGACGCAGCUGCAAAGGACCUUGUUCUUAUACUCGAGGCGAUGCGAAUCAUAGCCAUUGCAUUAUCCCCAGUAACGCCACGCUUAAGCUGGAGAAUAUACGAGCAGCUCGGCUUCCCUGAGGACCAGUUUGCAGCUGCAACAUGGAAUGAGACGAAAUGGGGAGGGCUGAAGGCUGGUCAGGUUAUGGCUCUUCCAAACCCAGUCUUUGCUAGGAUUGAACAAGCCAUUGUCAAUGGUGAAGAAGAAGCUCCCAAAAAACCAGUCAAAAGCAAGAAGAAAAUAGCUCAAAAAGUGGCAGAAGCCUAAACCAUGCCCUCAAAUUUCAAGUUGUCUCUCAUCUUCUGUUUUUCCUUCUAACAAUUUUGUUCUUUCCAUAAAUGAAUAUUUACCAAUUAUUAUAUCAGACAAUUUAAACUAAUUCUCAGCCAAUUUAUAAUGGUAAAACAUUGAACAGAACAUUUAAAUUCGA